GAAAUCACAAGAAAAUGUCAGAAAGAGCAUUACAUCGGACAUGCUCAUAGUGGAUACUACAGGCUACUGAGUUUGAUUCUCCCACUUUUGAUUCUCGUAUUUCGUCCAACAGUUAUUCCAAAGUUACUCAGCAGCAUAUAGCCCGAGAAUCGUCCAUGUCUUCGCUUUGAUCGCACCACCCUCCUUCCGCCACAACCCUAACCCUAAUUCUUGUUUUUUUGUUUCAUAUCCUAAGGAAAUGUGCUCUGCUGCUUCAUCUCUUUCCUUCCUCUUCCUUUCCACCAAGGCACGCUCACCUCUACAGCGAAAUAACAGCCCCAUUUUCAACCCUCCUAGACCAUUCCUCUGCUUCCUCCGACCCUCAAUUUCCAGACGCCAAAUCUCCGCUGCAAUCGCUCAGAAUAAUCUUGGGCUUUCGUGGGUUUCUCCAAAUGAGAAUCCUUCCGACAAUUUUGGUGGUUGGGCGUUUGUCGAGUGUCCGGUCCCCCAGAGAAGGAAGAGAGCAUUUCCUUCGUAUGUGGUAGUUGGCAUUGGUACUUCACUGGUUGUUCUGGCUGCCGUCAUCGCUAGCUUUUCAUUAUCGAGGAAAGGUUUUAAGAUUCAAUUUGGAGGCCCAUUGCAAGUUUUGCAUGGAAUUUUGAGCCCUUUGAAAGUUCGGGGGGAUCAAAUCAAAACUGCAGAGUCUGACACAUCUAAUGAGAAGGAUUUGAUGUCGGAGGUGACCGAAGAAACCGUCCCUAUUUCUAUUACAGAAACCGCUACAUCUGCUGUAGACAAGCCAGAGCGUGUUAUAAUUCCUCUGUCUGUCGAUUCUACACAAGAAGAAGCCCUGUCACUCUUGAAGCUGCUGAAGAUAAUUGAAGAUGACGUGGAGGCUCAUGAAUUGUGCACAAGAAGGGAAUUUGCAAGAUGGCUGGUUAAAUUAAAUUCUUUUCUGGAACGAAAUUUAAAACGCAGAAUUGCGCCAGUAGUUACAAUCUCUGGGUCAUUGGUUACUGCUUUUGAUGAUAUCAGGGUUGAAGACCCAGAUUUUGCGGCCAUUCAAGCCUUAGCAGAAGCUGGUGUUAUCCCUAGCAAAUUAUCUUCAAACAGUUGGUUCAAUGCUGGUGGAUUUGAAGGUCAAGAGAACAUGAAAUUCUUUCCUGAUAGAUUCAUUUCACGACAAGAUUUAGUGGACUGGAGAGCGCAAUUUGAGUAUGAAUUUUCCCCUGAAGUACUUGAUCAGAUAUCAACUAAAAAAGUGAGCUUUAUGGAUGUGAAGGAGAUCGGUUCUCAUGUGUCCCCAGCACUUUAUGUGGACAUGUUGGCAGGGGAUAGGAGCUUGCUCAGAAAAGUUUUUGGACAGAGCAAGCGAUUUCAGCCAAACAAGCCUUCAACAAAAGCACAGGCAGCUGUGGCUUUGACAAGUGGCAGUGUGAAGGAAGCAAUUUUUUCUGAAUUGUCAAGAAUAGAAUCUGAGAAUUCUGCUAGACAAGCUGAGGCAGAAGAGAUAAGGUCUGAGUUGCUUGGAAGAGGAGACAUACAGAAGUUUUGGGAUGAGAAGUUUAAUGAAGAAAAAUUCCGUGGUUCUGAAGUAGAGAAGCAUUAUCAUGCUGCAUUAAAGAAUUUGGAAGAAGAGAAAGUUAAUUUAGAUAGGACAUAUGCUGAUUAUUUAAAAGAGAAGGCAGCAAUGGAUUGUCAGAGGCAGCUGCUACUUAGUGUAAAGGAAGAGGUUGAUGAAAUAUCGGAAACACUUUCAUCAGAGAGGGUUACCUAUCUAGAUGAAAAGCAUGUUGUACAGCAGUCGCUCAAAGAUCUGGAGUCCAAGCAUGAAGAAAUGCUUGAUAAAAAAUCUACACUGGAAGCUGAGAAAGAAGCUCUUCAGAUUAUGCGGUGGCAAGAUGAUGUUUGAAAUGUGCGAAAUUGCAUGGGCAACUGCAUCCACUUUUAACAUAAUCAAGUAAAUAAUUUAGAUAUUUGUGGCUGUGAAGUUGAGCAUUAUUUGACCACUAGGUUGUUGCCUUCUAAAGUUUGCAACGAUGCCUUUUAUAUAUUGGUAUAGAUGAGAUGUGCAGUGUGCUGGCAGAAGAGCUAAUCAACCUUGUUAAGUGUAACAAGAUUUAUAUUUUUUAUUAUAUUCGGAGGUGAAUGUGAAUCUCAUUGGAGCAAUUAUUGCAGAUCUUGGGUGGAGGACGAGGCAAGAAGAAGCCAAGCUCGAGCAGCGGUUCUAGAGGAGGUAGGGCGAAGAUGGAGAGGGACAACGAAGCUUGAAUAGGCAAGUUCUAUGGGUGUAAAUUUAUCCUGUUCUGGUUGAUUUAGAAAAAUUCCUUAGCUCCAGUCUUGAUGCGGAUUCUCUGAACAUUUAUUGUACACUGGUGUUAAUUGUAAACGAUAAUAAUGUACAAUUGUUUGGGAGGGUUUUGGCUUUGGCUAUGGCCAUGAUUCAGGUUCCGAUCGGGAAGUCAUCUUAAAGCUUUUUUCUCAAGUCUUGACUAAACUAUUUCAUAAUCUAGCAAUAUUCAAUA
This is a messenger RNA of Prosopis cineraria, 2504 nucleotides long. RefSeq lists its product as uncharacterized. The coding region runs from base 239 to 1891 and encodes 550 amino acids. The record is from RefSeq and is a predicted model, not a curated record. The transcript has 11 exons. NCBI's taxonomy places the organism in Eukaryota, Viridiplantae, Streptophyta, Magnoliopsida, Fabales, Fabaceae.